Messenger RNA from Fusarium subglutinans, 1386 nucleotides. Its product is annotated as amino acid transporter AAT family. The record is from RefSeq and is a predicted model, not a curated record. The coding region runs from base 1 to 1386 and encodes 461 amino acids. Gene Ontology annotation, molecular function: amino acid transmembrane transporter activity. The transcript is spliced from 3 exons. NCBI's taxonomy places the organism in Eukaryota, Fungi, Ascomycota, Sordariomycetes, Hypocreales, Nectriaceae. Gene Ontology annotation, biological process: amino acid transmembrane transport. Gene Ontology annotation, cellular component: membrane.
AUGCAGUCGUUGUGCGAACUUUCAGUCAUGUUCCCUGUUGCAGGAUCGUUUACAGCUUUUUCCACUCGCUUCAUUGACCCAUCUUGGGGAUUCGCUCUAGGAUGGAUCUACUUUUUACAAUGGCUGUUCGUUCUGCCCCUCGAAAUAAUCGCCGCCGUGCUUACUAUCACCUACUGGAACGACUCAGUACCCAAGGCCGUCUUCGUGACUAUUUUUCUUGUUUUCAUCCUCGGCAUCAAUCUUUCUAACAUCAGGAUCUACGGCGAGGCAGAGUUCAUACUCUCUAUCAUUAAGGUCAUUGCAGUUGUUGGCUUCAUUCUGCUAGGCAUCGUUAUUCAUAUCGGCGGCCCGCCACAUAGCGGCUAUAUUGGCGGUCAAUAUUGGUCACACCCGGGUCCUUUCAACAACGGUUUCAAGGGCUUCAGCAGUGCGUUAAUGACGGCAGUCUUCUCCUAUGGUGGUACCGAAAUCGUCGGGCUUGCCGCGGCCGAGACGCGUAGCCCGCUCAAGUCAAUUCCCAACGCCAUUAAGCAUAUCUUCUGGCGCAUUGCUAUCUUUUAUCUCGUCACUAUUUUGCUUAUCGGACUACUUGUACCCUCCAACAAUUCAUCUCUUAUCAAUGGCAAGAGUUCUGCGGAUGCAUCCGCUAGUGCCUUCGUUAUCGCUAUCGAGAGCGCUGGCACGACCAUUCUACCAAGCGUCAUGAACAGUGUUAUCCUUAUCGCAGUUCUCUCCGUCGGUAAUUCAGCAAUUUAUGCAUCUUCUCGCACUCUUGCAGCUAUGGCAGAGCUUUCACACGCACCUCGGGUUUUUACGUAUGUCGAUAAGAAAGGCCGACCACUUCUCUCGCUCUUGAUCGCAGGGUGUUUCGGUCUUCUGGCCUAUUUGGUUGACUUGGAAGCACACGAUACAAUUUUCCAAUGGCUGCUCUCUAUUAGCGCGUUUGGGAUCCUCUUCGCGUGGACUAGCAUCUGCUUCUGUCAUAUACGUCUUCGUAUGGCUUGGAUACAUGCGUCCAGACCUAUCGAUCGCCUUCCAUUUCGUUCAGCCGUCGGUGUUAUCGGUUCUUGGCUCACAAUAGCAGGGUACGUGAUGGUGAUGGCCUUACACAUGUGGGUGUCCAUUUCACCUCUUCAGGCGUCAGGAGAGGAGAUGAGCCUGCCGGACCGGGUACAAUACUUUUUCCUCCGGACCAUGGCUCUUCCAAUUGUGGCUGUGCUCUUCAUUUACCACAAAAUUCGUUUUCGAACACACUUUAUAAGUGUUGCUGAGAUGGAUUUGGACACGGGGCGGCGAUCAUAUCGAUUCGAUCUUGAUCGAGAGCAGGAUGCCGACGUGAGGCGUACUUGGCCGAUCUGGAAGAAAGUUUUUAACUACCUUUGUUAG